Molecule: messenger RNA, 2200 nt
Organism: Gadus chalcogrammus (walleye pollock)
Lineage: Eukaryota; Metazoa; Chordata; Actinopteri; Gadiformes; Gadidae
Product: sex comb on midleg-like protein 4
Exons: 10
Coding region: 210-1424 (404 amino acids)
Molecular function (GO): protein binding
Source: RefSeq, a predicted model, not a curated record
UCUAAUGAGAUGUCUGCAGACAGUGUGUCAGGCUGCAGAACAGAUCAGAGCCGCUAACAUCCGUGUAGUAAACAGCCUCUGUGUCUUCCCGUCAAGGGCUAGCGGGGGCUGGGUUUUGGUGUGCUGGUCUCUUCUGGGUCCCCUCGUUUUUCCGGGUCUGAACCCGUUCCUAUAGAAGGCGGCAGGUAAAGGCAGCGCCGGUGCUCCAGAUGAGCGUGCCCCCUGCGGUGGCGUCCUCUGCCCAGAAGACCGACAGCCACGGGGAGAUGCAGUCCGCCGCCGUGACCCCCUCCUACCUGCCCAGCCAGGCGGGCGGGAAGAUCCCCGGCCGCAAGAGGGGGAGACCCCCGCUCCGCAGCGUAGCCCCCAAGAUGGACUUCCCCGGACGCUACCCAGAAUCCCUCCCUCCUCUCAAGGUGCCCAAGAAGAGGGGCCGCAAGCCGGGUUUCAAGCUGAAGCCGCGCAUGGUGAUGACGCCGCUGGCCAUCUCCCCGCCCAGCAGCACGCCGGAGCCCGACAUGAGCUCCAUCCCACAGGACGCCGCCACCGUCCCGCACUCGGCCACGCCCCAGGUGCUCACAGUGUGUAUCUACAUCAACAAGCAGGCCCUGACGGGGCCCAACCUUGACAGGAAGAAGGUGCAGCAGCUCCCAGACCACUUCGGGCCCGACCGGCCCUCGGUGGUCCUGCAGCAGGCCGUGCAGGGCUGCAUCGACAGCGCCUUCCAGCAGAAGGCCGUGUUCACCCUGCUCACCCAGGGCUACGGGGGGGAAAAGAUCUCAGCCACGUUCGACGGCAAGCAGCACCUGCUCAGCCUGCCGGUGGUCAACAGCAUCGGGUACGUGCUGCGCUUCCUGAAGAAGCUCUGCCGCAGCCUGCACUGCGAGAACCUGUUCAGCGACCAGCCCAUCGGCCCGCACAGUGGGGGGUCCUACCACUCUGACGAAACCUCCAUGACGGAUGAGUACCACAUGGACCAGUCCGAGGCCAAGCGCUACUCUGUGGACCCCGGGGACUCCGCCUUCAACUCCAUAAGCUCCUCCUACUCGCCAAAGUCCUCCUACGGCUUCCGUGGCCCAUCACAGCAGUUCCCCGGCGGCGCGCGGCAGUCGGCCAGCAGCCCCUCCUCCUUCCAGGAGAACAACCGGACAGCCUACGGGGGGCCCCAGGAGCCCCAGGACACUAAGGGCCCGCCCCAGAAGGACCCGUCGUCCUGGUCCGUGGAGGACGUGGUCUGGUUCAUCCGGGAGGCGGACCCCCACGCGCUGGGGCCCCACGCGGACCUCUUCAGGAAACACGAGAUCGACGGGAACGCCCUGCUCCUGCUGAAGAGCGACAUGAUCAUGAAGUACCUGGGUCUGAAGCUGGGCCCCGCCCUCAAACUGUGCUACCACAUCGACAAACUAAAGCAGACCAAGCUCUAGAGUACGCAGGAGCAAUCAGCGGCCACGGACACGAGGGGCGGAGAGGGCCACCGGGGCAAGGGCGGAGAGGACGACCGGGGCAAGGGUGGAGGAGAACGUCCACCGCCAUCAGGGUGGAGCCUCCACCUCAACACUGGUGUUAUGCUGUGGUUUUUAACAGGCAUCAGUGUUUCAACUGAGAUGCAGGCCCACAGAGGCCCCAGCAACACCGAUUUUACACCGAGAAAAAACACAAAUGGCCAAUACAGAUGUCCUUCACUGCUUAUGCAUAACGUUUCCGGCGUACAGCACCAUACAUCCUUUUGUAAUCCACUGACCUUUGUAAGUGAAUGCUGCUGUAUUAAAGUCAAUGUUAGCCAGGCCUAUAUAGUGAGAUCAAGCUUAGGUCUUUUAUUUUGAAAAAACAUCAAGAAUCCGAUAGCUCUACUGGUGCUAAAGUUAUCGCUGUAUCUAAACUGUAUGCUUUUGUGUUUGUGAGAUGUAAAUAAAAUCCACUGUACUGUAUGUGUGUAUUCAAUUAACCAAAUCCAGUCAUCAUUCAUUAUUGUGCCACGGACAAGAUAUUUCCUUAAAUCAUGAAUUGGUUUCAAGUUGCAGCUUUAUAAAGGCCCUUGUGUAGACUCAUUCUGGUCGUGAGAGGCAGGUAAAGAUAAUGUAUUGGAUGGUACUAGUGUUUGACGAGAAGGGAUCUGACGGACCUCGGUUCUUUAUCGAUCCAUAUUGAUUCUUAAAACAGUAUGCUAGUCCCUGGCACAACCAUAACUGGGUCAAAUAAA